AUGAUUACGCCAACAAACAUAAACAAGAAUGGCGCAGCACCAAUACUUACUCUUCUCGCCACGACUCUGUUUUUCAAGACAAAAACAGAGACUCCUACCGCCGACCACUUUACAACGCAUCAAAAGGUCAGCAACGGAGUCUCUAUGGUGAAAGGCUUCAUAAAACAUAAUGGAGGGCAAAGAGAGGAGAUAGAGACCAUAUCGGAUCUCCUAGGAACCAUCAUGAUGCAAAUUACAGAGACACCUGUGUUUCUCCCCGCAGAGUUGCUCGUAAUUCUCCUUGUGGGACGGAACUAA
Molecule: messenger RNA, 297 nt
Organism: Arabis nemorensis
Lineage: Eukaryota; Viridiplantae; Streptophyta; Magnoliopsida; Brassicales; Brassicaceae
Source: the annotation of a GenBank genome assembly